This is a messenger RNA of Boleophthalmus pectinirostris (great blue-spotted mudskipper), 2269 nucleotides long. RefSeq names its product cyclin-dependent kinase-like 1. The transcript is spliced from 11 exons. Gene Ontology annotation, cellular component: nucleus. Lineage: Eukaryota; Metazoa; Chordata; Actinopteri; Gobiiformes; Gobiidae. The coding region runs from base 847 to 1887 and encodes 346 amino acids. Gene Ontology annotation, molecular function: ATP binding; cyclin-dependent protein serine/threonine kinase activity. Gene Ontology annotation, biological process: protein phosphorylation. The record is from RefSeq and is a predicted model, not a curated record.
ACUGGAUGUUCCCCUCAGUACAGAUAGCCCCCCAACACCCCAAAAACAUCUCUCUCAGGAUAAGUGAGCUAAGGAACUUUCAAAACCAUGCGAUGCACUGGUCCUUUGUUUUGGGUAAUGGAAUAAUGUGAGCUAUUUUGAAUGCAAAUAUCAGAACAAUAGCUUAGUUUUUUUUUUUUUUUUUUUUUGUCUGUUUGUUUGUUGUUUGUUUUUUGUUUUGUUUUUUCAAAUCUCAAACAGCAUCAGAUUUUAUGACGAUUUAAUUGUUUAGUGACUGGCUGCCAACUGUACAUUGUUGCUGUAAGUAGGCCCUAUUAGCUACUAAGUUACAAAGUAGGCCUAUAACCUAAUUUAUUGGUCAAUGAUACAUUCAUGACACCAACAUUAAACAUAAAUUGUUGCUAAUAGGCCUACUAAAUUACAGAUGGUGAAAUAGUAAAAAUUACUUUCCAAGUGAGUAAUGACGCCUCUUCAUGUCUCCCAGUUGUUCUUCGCGGUCCACAGUGCCAUCUGGUGGACAUGGACCUAAGUGUAAAAACAAGAAAAUAGCAUACUAACAAAACUAUGUAAAUUCGCCUGUUUUGUUAUUAGACUGAAAGGGACUACAGUUAUUUUCUCUGACAACACUGUUCAUGAUUCGUCGCGUGAAGUAUUAAUUCAUUACCUCCAUUAUGUCAAUCUCAAAUCGCACAAACACACAGAAAGUCCCAUCAGGCGCGCUUACCUGCGGUUCACCACCUGUCGGAAAUGGCGUUCUCCCUGGUAACCACAUGGUGGGUAAAAUCUGGAGUGCAUCCUGGAAACUGGCGACGCACCGGACGAGGAUAAAGCACGCAUAAACUGAAAAUGGAGAAGUAUGAAAAGCUUGCCAAAAUCGGUGAGGGUUCCUACGGUGUAGUGUUCAAAUGCAGACACAGAGACACCGGUCAGAUUGUUGCCAUCAAGAAGUUUGUGGAAUCUGAAGACGAUCCAGUCAUUAAGAAGAUUGCAUUGAGAGAAAUACGCAUGUUAAAGCAGUUAAAACAUGUGAAUCUGGUGAACCUACUGGAGGUGUUCCGGAGGAAAAGACGGCUGCAUUUGGUCUUUGAGUUUUGUGAACAGACCGUCCUCAAUGAGCUGGACAAACACCCCAGAGGUGUCCCCGAGGCCCAGCUCAAGAGUAUAGUGUGGCAGACUCUCCAGGCUGUCAACUUCUGCCACAAGCACAAUUGCAUCCACCGUGAUGUCAAACCAGAAAACAUCCUUCUGACCAAAACUGGUGUAAUCAAACUGUGUGACUUUGGCUUCGCUCGGAUCCUGACUGGGCCGGAGGAUGACUACACUGACUAUGUAGCAACGCGCUGGUAUCGAGCCCCUGAGCUGUUGGUGGGGGACACUCAGUAUGGGGCUGCUGUGGAUGUUUGGGCUCUGGGCUGUGUCUUUGCUGAACUUCUCAAUGGGAACCCCCUCUGGCCUGGGAAGUCCGAUGUUGACCAGCUUUACCUGAUUCAGAAGACUCUAGGUGACCUGAUCCCCCGACAUCAGCAGGUGUUUCGGUCCAAUGUUUUCUUCAAUGGAGUCAGCAUUCCUGAACCAGACACUACAGAGCCCCUUGAAAAGCGCUUCUGUGGUGUUUCUGCUAGUGCCCUCCAAGUAAUGAAGUCAUGUCUGGUGAUGGAUCCCUCUCUGCGGCGGUCAUGUGAGGAGAUCCUGGAGCUGCCGUACUUCCAGGAGGAGGCGGCAAACUGGGCCAGAGACACAGAUCGCCCCGGGAGACGCCACGACAAGGGCUCCAGGCGCAGACAAGCAGGGGCCCAGUACCUGCCACAGUUACCACACUGCAAUCUCUCUCCAGCACCUGAUAUAAAGAAACAGGUGAAGCAUAAAUAUCAUCUCCCAAACAUCUAGAUUUAAAAGACAAAAAGAAUUUAGCUUUAUGUAUGAACAUUCUUUAAGUCAUUACAAAAACAAUAACUCUCCUAACAUACAAUAUCAACCCAUUUCCUUAUUGGCAACAGGCACAUUUCAGUAAAGUCAUGAAGAUGUUUAAAUGCCACAGAUGUGCCAUCCUCUAUUGGCAUGCUUUAUGUGCACUAAGAGCAAAUACUUUUAUCUAUAUGUAAUUACUAAAUACAUAAUUUGUGUUUAUAGAAAAUACUUUAUAUUCUGCACUACUGUAUACUUGGGCAUCUCACAUAAGUGUAAUGUGAAACAAUAACUGUAAUGCGUGAAUAGCCACCAGUGUGGUGUUUUUGUUUACCAUUUGCAAUUAAAACAUCUUCUGCUUCUA